UAGUACACAGGGGCGGGACAACUGCAGCAGCGCUUGUCCAGCUACAUUGUUAAUACGUACCACAAGACUGGACUAAUGGUCCCUUUCGUAUGGACAAAUCGGACGGUGCUGUUUGGUAUUGCUAGCCCCCACGCAGCCCAGUUGACGUCCGUUCGCCGAACUCCGUUGAGGGGAGAGAGAGAAAUCAUUUAAAAAAAAUAAAAUAAAAAUAAAAAAUGCGUGUUUUGAAGCACGACGGCGUGUUUCGGGCAACAGUGGCCACUUCGCAACGCGAGUGAAGACCUCUCGUGGACGCUACAGGGCUUCUUUUGAGCUCGGCCAGAACACCGCGUGAUAAUAUGGCAAAGUUUGGUUUUAUACCGAGGAGAAGUUUUUCACUGGAGAGAAUUCCUUAAGCCAUCGCCUUCAACUGGCUCGAAAAAAUUGGCUACCACAAAAUUUUGGCCCCCCCCACCCCCCUCCCUCCAUCCCUCCCUCCUCCUCCCUUCCUCCUCCUCCUCCUCCUCCUCCUCCUCCCUCAGCAACCACUGCACAGAGUGAACGUUGAUAUGCUACAUCAGUGAUGGAGCCCAUGACGGUUACUACAUCGGUGGCAGGACCAGAUGAGUUUGAUCGCAACGCCCCGCGGAUAUGUGGGGUUUGUGGCGACAAGGCCACUGGCUUCCACUUCAACGCCAUGACCUGUGAAGGUUGCAAGGGCUUCUUCAGGCGCAGUAUGAAGCGUAAAGCCGCCUUCACCUGCCCGUUCAACGGAAGCUGCACCAUCACCAAAGACAACCGACGUCACUGCCAGGCCUGUCGUCUCAAGCGCUGCAUUGACAUUGGCAUGAUGAAAGAGUUCAUCCUCACAGAUGAAGAGGUGCAGAGGAAGAAGGAAAUGAUAUUGAAAAGGAAGGAGGAGGAGGCAGCCAAGGAGGCUUCGAGGCCUCGGCUCAGCGAAGAGCAGGCUCAGAUCAUCUCUUCGUUGGUGGAGGCUCACCACAAGACUUACGAUGCCUCCUAUUCAGACUUCUCCCGCUUUAGGCCUCCAGUGCGUGAAGGUCCAGUAACACGCAGUGCCAGCAGAGCCGCCUCCCUUCACUCUCUGUCUGAUGCUUCCUCCGACUCCUUCAAUCACUCGCCUGAGUCGCUCGACACCAAGAUGAACUUGAACAACCUGUUAAUGAUGUACCAGGACGGCGCAAGCAGUCCAGACUCUAGCGAGGAGGACACCAAGCUCUCCAUGCUGCCCCAUCUGGCCGACCUAGUCUCCUACAGCAUCCAGAAGGUCAUAGGGUUUGCCAAGAUGAUCCCAGGAUUCAGAGAACUGACUGCGGAAGACCAGAUUGCUCUGCUGAAGUCGAGCGCCAUUGAGAUUAUCAUGCUACGCUCCAAUCAGUCAUUCAGCCUGGAAGACAUGUCCUGGAGCUGUGGAGGGCCUGACUUCAAAUACUGCAUCAAUGAUGUCACGAAGGCGGGUCACACUCUGGAAUUGUUGGAGCCGUUGGUCAAGUUCCAGGUUGGCCUGAAGAAGCUCAAUCUACAUGAGGAGGAACACGUCCUGCUCAUGGCCAUCUGCCUGCUCUCCCCAGAUCGUCCCGGUGUGCAGGACCACGGCCGCAUCGAGCAGCUCCAGGACCACAUGUCGGAGACACUUCAGGCCUACAUCCGAGUCAACCACCCCGGCGGACGCCUUCUCUACGCCAAGAUGAUCCAGAAGCUGGCCGACCUGCGCAGCCUGAACGAGGAGCACUCCAAGCAGUACCGUUCGCUCUCUUUCCAGCCCGAGCACAGCAUGCAGCUCACCCCUCUGGUGCUGGAGGUUUUUGGCGGUGAGGUGUCAUAGUAGACACACAUACACACAGUUAUCGCCUUCAUCCCACCAACCCCCAUCACCACCACCGCUGGAAAACCGCUGCUUUUGAAGGCUAAUAACACGAGCAAAUUCAUCCUCAUGUGCCACACUCCUCAUCUAGAACCCAGCUGCCAAGACUCCUGGAUGCAUGAAACUCAGAAUUCAAGGAUGCUGUGGAUACCUGCGCCACUCGGAUAACCAGGUUAUUCCAAACCCAAUUCCAAUGACGUUGUGUUAAACAUAAACAGAAUACAAUGAGUGCAAAUCAUGUUCAACCUAUAUUUAAUUGAAUGCGCUACAAAGACAACAUAUUUAAUGUUCAAACUGAUAAACUUUAUUGUUUUUAGCAAAUAAUCAUUAACUUAUAAUUUUAUGGCUGUAACACGUUCCAAAAAAGCUGGGACAGCGUCAUGUUUAUCACGGUGUCACAUCACCUUUUCUUUUAACAACAUUCAAUAAACAUUUGGGAACGGAGGACACUAAUUGUUGAAGCUUUGUAUGUGGAAUUCUUUCCCAUUCUUGCUCGAUGUACGGCUUCAGCUGUUCAACAGUCCGGGGUCUCCGUUGUCAUAUUUUUUUCGCUUCAUAAUAAUGCACCACAAAUGUUCAAUGAGAGAGAGGUCUGGACUGCAGGCAGGCUAGCCUAGUACCCACACUCUUUUACUACGAAGCCACGCUGUUGUAACACAUGCAGAAUGUGGUUUGGCAUUGUCUUGCUGAAAUAAGCAGGGGCGUCCGUGAAAAAGAGGUUACUUGGAUGGCAGCAUAUGUUUCUCUAAAACCUGUAUGUACCUUUCAGCAUUAAUGGUGCCUUCACAGAUGUGUAAGUUACCCAUGCCAUUGGCACUAACACAGCCCCAUACCAUCACAGAUGCUGGCUUUUGAACUCUGCGUCCAUAGCAGUCCGGAUGGUUCUUUUCCUCUUUAGCCUGGAGGACACGACGUCCACAAUUUCCCAAAACAAUUUGAAAUGUGGACUAUCAGACCACAGAACUCUUUUCCACUUUGCAUCAGUCCAUUUUAGAUGAGCUCGGGCCCAGAGAAGCCGGCAGCGUUUCUGGGUGUUGUUGAUAAAUGGCUUUUGCUUUGCAUAGUAGAGUUUCAAGUUGCACUUAUGGAUGUGGCGCCGAACUGUAUUGACUAUCAUUGGUUUUUUGAAGUGUUGCUGAGCCCAUGUGGUGAUAUCCUUUACACAUUGAUGUCGGUUUUUGAUGCAGUGCCGCCUGAGGGGUCGAAGGUCACCGGCAUUCAAUGUUGGUUUUCGGCCUUGCCGCUUACAUGCAGUGAUUUCUCCAGCUUCUCUGAACCUUUUGAUGAUAUUAUGGACCGUCGAUGAUGAAAUCCCUAAAUUCCUUGCAAUUGUACGUUGAGGAACAUUGUCUUUAAACUGUUCGACUAUUUUCUCACGCACUUGUUCACUAAGAGGUGAACCUCGCCCCAUCUUUGCUUGUGAAUGACUGAGCAAUUCAGGGAAGCACCUUUUAUACCCAAUUAUGGCACCCACCUGUUCCCAAUGAGCCUGUUCACCUGUGGGAUGUUCCAAACAGGUGUUUGAUGAGCAUUCCUCAACUUUCUCAGUCUUUUUUGCUACCUGUACCAGCUUUUUUGGAACGUGUUGCAGCCAUAAAAUUCUAAGUGAAUGAUUAUUUGCUAAAACAAUCAAGUUUAUCAGUUUGAACAUGAAAUAUCUUGUCUUUGUAGUGUAUUCAAUUAAAUAUAGGUUGAACAUGAUUCGCAAAUCAUUGUAUUCAGUUUUUAUUUAUGUUUAACACAACGUCCCAACUUAAUUGGAAUUGGGGUUGUACAUCUUGACAUCUUCUGAACACCCCUAAACGCUACAGUUUCCCAUAACAUUUGUCAACUGAAUGCGCUGGAUGGAGGGAUUCGACUGCCAACCCUUGUCUCCAUCAUCCUCAUCAUGGUACUCGCGGUUCACAUGCCCAAUUGGAGAGGAAUACACAGCUUUGCUCCGCAGAUGGCACAAGCUAAGACACCCAAACAACGGCAAUCUUAGAGGAGGAAUACUUGCUGGUUACAAACAAGCUCUGUGUAUCUGUGCUCGGAUGAAGAAGGAAAAGCCUGUCAGGAUUGAUGGGGAUGGGAAAAAAAAGAAUGGCAACCUAGAGAGACCCACUACAGUUGGAAUUCCAGUCAAAAGGAAAUUUUGCAGGAAUGUAUGUAUAAAGCUAUAUAAAUAAAAUGUAUAAGCUCAACUAGAUCGAUACAGUAUACGCAAAUAUAUAUAUUUAAGACAGAUGGGUGCUUCAGAGGAAGCACAUUGGUUAUGUGUCAUGUAUAGCGGGGUUUCCCAAACUUUCUCAACUUACAUUGACUUAAACUGUACAUAAACUAAUGAUAUUGAACUCAGAAGACACACUUAUUACAACAAACCUAAAGAGAGCGUUUACCUAUUUGACGAUCAAUAACAAACAGUUCUACUCAGACAAUCGUCCACCCUCAGUUUGGGAAAGCCUGCUGUAUAGGAUUUGAAGGCCCCCUCUCAGUGUGUGUGUGCGUGUGUGUGUGUGUGUGUGUGUGUGUGUGUGAGAGAGAGAUAUGAGUCCUCGUUGACCAGACGAAUGCACUGUGAGAGGAGUCCUAUGUUGUUUGUGCAGUAUAACAAAAUAUUGGUGGACCACAGAGGGGUUGAGUUCAGGCCCUGGCUGAGGCCUCGGAAUCUCCCGUUUUUCUUUGUUUGUUUUUUGGACCUGUGAAGUUUCUAGACUGACAAAGAUGACGUUAUGUUGCGGUGGAUAGCCGCUAUCCGCCGUAUUUGAGUUGGGCUGCUAAGACCUGUUACCUCAGGGAAAAGUUCUGUGCGUACGUGGUGUUGAUAACGUGUGUCAGGCGUAAGCUCACAAUCAGAAGAUAACCUUUUCGAAGCUCUCUGCAUCACUGUGAUUUCUAAUCGUACCAGAUAACAGUUAAUGUAAGCUGCAACUCAUAAUUAUAACCGCAUUGCCCCAUUCCUAAUUAAUUGGAUCAAUGAAACCGAGGUCAAAGCUAGAGUACAUUUCCAGCCGUCUGUCCAUUGGAGGGUGGAGACUUUGGACCCACAGCUAAGGUUAUCAUCAAUUGAUUCAGGAUGAAACCUGAAGGUAGCGAUACAGAAAAUGAAGACAUGCUAGGUUCUAAUGUGAUGAUGCUUUCAACAGCGUGGCGAGUGAUUAAAAAGGAGCGUUUAACCAUCACUACAUAUGUCGCUUGUCAGCCCCUCAGCAGGCCUAGAGCUCCCCCUUGUGGACAUAUUUUGUAAAUACCACUUGCUCUGUCUGGUCUGUACAUAUUUAGAAUUUAAUGUAGCCAAAAUACUAAGAGAAUUCAAUAUGCUCUGGAGUUACAGGCACUAUAUGCAAUGAGUAGUUAUGGACCCUUGUGCUGUAUUAUUCAAUUUGAUGGAUGGAGUUGACGCUUCCGGUGAACACGUUUGACUUGUCGGAGUAAGCAAAACACAUUUCAAAUGUGGUGUUAUUGGUUUUUUUAUAUUUUGGACCGUUCUAAAACCAAACCGUUGCAAACUAUUAGCAUUGGCGGAAUGUUUCAAACUCUCGUCACUUAACAUUCCUAUGCAUGAAAGAAACGUACAAGUCGGUGUGGCCGCCACACGGCGUCCCCUCCGUCCAUCCCAAGCUUGUGGGUGUCAGUAUUUUCAUUCUCUCUCAGAAGUCAAUUGAUAAGCUUUUGGCAGUGUUAAAGUACUAUUACGAUUUGGGUGAAAGUUCUUUCUCUGUUGCGCUAAUCCACAUUCUGUAGCUUGAGCUUGUCUUGCUGCCUGAGGACUUUUGGGUUCAUGGAUUAGUGAUGAGCAAGGAGGACUCCUUCCUGGAACCUCGUCCAUGCGCCCUUGGUUUUAACUGAGCAACAGCAGUCCUCACUUUUAGGGCAGGGAAACAACACAAUUCUCCCGCUUUUCUACCGGAAUACGUACAAGACUGAACGCCAUAUCGACAACCUUAAGGGAAGGAGGGAAUUCUUGCCCCAAUGGCAUGAUGGUCAACUCACACUGACACGAACAUUAGCCAGUGGCCACCAGCAUGGGCGUGCCUCAUCAACCAACAACCACCAUACCGCCUCAUCUUCCGCAGGAGCCAGUAUUACUGCAGUCGAUGACUCAUCACAGCUUUAACCCAGCAGCCGUCUCGGCUCUGCUGCUUCGAUGCACCAAGGGCUGAUGGGAACAUCUGCCGUGGACUGUCGCUUAACUGUGAAAACAAAAAAUGUCCACAUGCCCUUUUAUCCCACCCCGCUCUACCUUUACUUGGACCUCCACGAGACUUUGUACAGAAAAUUUGGAAGGAGGAUUUCCUCAGGCCGGCGGGCUAUGCAGUGACUGAUGACGACUUGUCGCCUUGUGAACCCAAAGUGUGACGAUACCCUGCUCACUUCUCUGCCUCACUUUGCAGCUCUAAGAAUUUACAUUCUCGGAAAAAAAAGGAAACAAAUGUUUGUUUUCGUGUUUAAAAAAAAAAAAAAAAAAAAAAAAAACAGGACUUGGAUAGCAACAUUAACAUCACCUGUUUGAAAAAGGAAUGCAUAUCGGAGGAGGGAGACUGCUCAACUUUAAGAUGUUCGGAGAAUGAAACCAACUUUUUCCGCGUUUGCCAACUAGUUGAAUUCAAACUGUCGAGCCUCCCGCCCGCUCCAAUCAGGUUAGCAACUCCGCCUCAGUAGCCUUACUUGGAGUGCUUUCACAUUUAACUUUCUUUGGUCCCUUUGAGUUGAUUUAAAAAAAAAAAAUAUAUAUAUAUAUAUAUAUAUAUAUAUAUAUAUAUAUAUUUGUUUUAACCAUUUCUAGACACAAAUCUUGGAGAAAAAAAAAAAAAAAAAACCCCACUCUCAACACACCUCACACCGAAGGGUAACCGCUCAGGAUAGUCUUUCAGAGACAUCCGCGAAUUUGGCCUUUGCUGAGGGAGGAAAAAUGCUCAAAAUGGACUAGAUUGUCAGCAUGUGUCUACCCCACUUGAGAAAAUGUCAACUUUCUCAUAACAUUGUUGCAUUUAUCUUGUAAUUUCAUUUGACUUAUGUUGUGGCCCUAAUUCAACUCCAUGACGUUCUGUUUUAUUUAACUUUUUAAAAAAUGCUAUUCGGCUUUGGGCCAGUGACCUGUGCCAAAUUCUCGUGUUCUGUAGUCUGCAAAACUGCACCGCGUUUACAAACAGAUCAACUGAUAGGGAUCAGAGAAAGCAAACUACAGGUGUGAAAGCACAACUUCCAGAAACCUCUCUCACUAUACACCAUCGAAACAGAUACCUCAAUCAUCUACGGAAUAACUUUUCAUGUCAAUAGUCUUGAAGGGAACCAAACAUGAACUCAUCGCGCGCACGUCCACGCUCUUAUCGGAGCGUCGUUGCGUAGAAGACGGCCGCGGAGUACAGUCCCGUUGCCAGUCGACAGGUCAGAGUGUGUGAGUGGAUCCCAAUGUUUUAGACGUUUUUCCUUACUCUCAUUUUCUGGCUUUGUUCUCAUUUCUGGAGCAGCACUCUUUUUUUUUUUUUUUUUUUCCCUUUUUUUUUUUUUGUCCAGUGUCUGCAGCUCCGCUUCAGCGCUGCAUUAACCGAACAUACUACCUCUCCCUUCAGCACAUAAAUUCAGUCUACAGUAUCUUAUAUAUGUUUUUGUGUCGCAACAACAGGAUUGUGUUUGAUCCCUUUUUAAUUUAACACUAACUGAAAGGAUAUGUUUAUGUCGUGUACAGUCAUCAUUGUCCCGUUUUGAUCUCUUCAAAUGCAGGAUGAUUUUUACCUCAACAUUGCACAGAAUAAGCUUACAAAUGUAAAGUCAGUCAUUCGUCACCUCAGAAUUCAAAGCAGUGUGUGUGUGUGUGUGUGUGUACCUCCUAGUGGUAAUGAAGAGCCUCCUAUUGUCAACUUGUCAGGAAGAAAUGCAGUAGUUAAAAACAUGUUUGUAGAGGCUUCUGAUUUCACAACUAGUUGUUCAUCAAUUUGUUGCGUGUAUCUAAUUCUAUGAGUUGAUAAUUCCUCCAUACGGGUUGACAGUAAUAACGGCCCAUAACUACAAUGUGGCCCGUGACAAAAAUUACUUGAGUAAAACGAAAAUAAACCUGAUAAAGUAAAACCAGCAUCAAAUUGGAAUGGAAAAAUUACGAGAUAUUUUUAAUUAAUUAUGCUAGUUCAGUGCAACCGACAGCAGUUCUAAAAAUUCAAAUGCUCAUUUUGGCCCCCCAAGUGUGAACAGCUUGUCGAAAGAGGAUGUUUGAAAUCAAUUUACUGAGUUCAUACUGACGCUGUCGCAGGAAGGCCACACACAAAAAAAAAAAAAAAAUCACAAGAAUAAACUUGUAGUAGUACGAGAAUAGUCAUACUGUUAAUAAAGUAUUAAUAUUUAAUGUAUUUUCACAAUAACAAAAAAGUUGUAAUGUUGUCCGAAUAUGAGUAUUUUUUAAAUAGUCCUAAUAUAAUGAAUGAAUGGUGAAAGAAGUUGUCAUUUCUUAAGAAUAAAAAUAGGUUACGAGGAAAAAGUACAAUGGGAGGAAAAAGUAGGCGAACCCUUGAGAAUUUCUGCAUAAAUUGGUUCUGAAAUGUAGUCUGGUCUUCAUCUCAAUCACAAGAAUAAACAGUCCGCUUAAAUUCAUACCAUACAAGCAUUAUAUGUUAUAUGUAAACAUUCACAGGAGAGGGAGGAAAAAGGAGGCUACAGAUGCUCUUAAGGUGUGAGACAAGAUUGGAGGUGUGGCUUAAAGCUGCUCUGGCCUCUACAAAACACGCCGUUAAGCACUGUUACUUCUCAUCCAAUUCUUCUUAUGGUUUAUCUGAUCAGACUACAUUUUAUGCAGAGGUUUAAGAAAUGGCAAAGGGUUCACAUAUGUUUUCCUCCCACUAUAUGACAUUUGUCAUUUUUAGUCAGAAAGUCAUUUGAUCCAUUUCUGUUAGGCUAGUCGUAGCUGGAACGCUAUCGACGUGAAGUUCUAUAUAGCAUAGGAACAUAUUCUAUACAUGUAGGUAGAACAUGAUUCAUUCUCAUUUUUUGGGGUUUUCUUUUUCUGUUGAGAGAACUUAAUUCUGACUUAUUUCCUGUCGUGUUUCUUUUCUUUUCUUCUUCUUCUUAUUGUUUGUCUUUUCAGCGCGGUCCUAAUAUAGACUCGUUAAGAAGGACCCGGAGGCUGGCUCAGCGAAAGGUUUCAUCAUCGAACCCAAACUGAGCUUGCGUCUCUUUGUCCGCUUUGCUCCCGUAUCGCUCUUCUCCUUCAAACCUUUCAUUCAGGUUGUGACAUUGGGAUCCCAUUUUUAGAUCACAUGCAUAGAACUCGCGUUGUUGUUUUUUUUUUUUUUUUUUUUUUUUUUUUUCCAUUGAGUUCCCGCCCCUCCCAAGCUGUCACACAGCAGCUCGAACAUGACCUCAGCAAACUGCCUUCUUUUCUUCUUCUUCAAAAAAAAAAAAAAAAAAAAUCACUUGACUUGUUUGCUGGUGGCUCUUUUUCUCAGCUUGCAAAAAUCCUUCACAGAUGUACUGUGAAUGACACUCUCACUCACUCACUCACUCACUCACUCACUCACUCACACGCCCACAGCCUUCUGGCCUCCUGGUGGAGAACUUCACAAAAUAAUCCAAAAGUGUUAACGGAUUUCUAGUGGUUCGUCCUCCCUCCUAGAUAUGUUUCACCCAGUAGAAGAAACUGUAGUUCACCACUAUGUUUCAAUGUCAACACAAAAAUAUUGAGUUGUGUUUAAUGUAAUACAAUAGCGUGGUACAGGUUGGCAUGGAAAACAUGAUGUAAAUGUUCCAUUAUUUGGCUUUUUUUUUGUUUUUGUUUUGGGAAUGUCAGCAUAUUAAAGGGCAGUUUGCAGUGUUUAAACUGCUAGCGAGAUUUGAAUGUAGCCUCACGUCUCUAAUCCCCGCCCCUGAGCAAAGCCACACCCCCUUCAUUUAUGUCAACAAGCCAGAUUCUCAAAUAUGGCCUUUGCUUAUUGCAUGCAAUUAUGAAAGUGCGUGGAGUCGUAAUGAAUAGUCUCAAGAGGAACGCAUGUCCAGGUUCAACAAAAUAGUAGGGCUAGCAGUAACAAGCUAGCAUUAGCACUGUAAACAAGCCUUCGUUAGCCGCGGCUGCUACGUUUGCUGCAUGACUUACUUGCAAUCGUGUUACUAUAACACUAAAAGGUUACCGGUUUAAGAUUUUAAAUUUACUUGUCAAGCAGAAAUGUUGCAAAUUCUGCAUCAUUUCUGAAUCUUCAGCUGCCUGACAUCCGUUUGCUUUGCCUCUGUUUGCUAGUGUAAUGCCCAGUCGUUUGCAAAUGAGGGAUGGACAUUUUUUUUUUUUUUUACAUUUUCUGGAGGUGGAUAUUCCGCCAUAGUUUGAGCAAAUCUCCUGAAGCCAAGGUAACAGGUCAACGCGACGCAAAUAAUUGAGUCAUGCACUCCUUCUAGCUUUGAUCGGUUGUUGUUUUUUCUCGGGCACGGUGCUUUUUGCUUUUGUUUUUUGUUUUUUCUUUUAAUCGAGUUUGCGUACAAGCUGGGGCUAGAGAGGGAUGAUUUGUUUUCACAGAUUGUUUUUUUUUUCUUUCAUAUACUACUACUGUCAGGUCUUACUGAAUGUUUUAACAAAAUUGACUUUUUUUUUUUUAAAUUAUUGUAAACUUCCCUUUCAAGCAAAGUCACUGCUGAAAAAUGUAAAUGUUUUGUCAGCCUGGUCCACACUGUUGUGUUUUAUUCAGAUAAAGUUCCUGUGAGGAGAGUGGCUGAAUUGUGAAGUAUGGUUGUGUUUCUGCGCUACCUCUUUCCAAUGUAAUGUGCUUGCUUGUUCGCUCGCUAGCUUGCGCAUCCACACGCUCGCGCACCUGUCCAAGCGACACCCACGGGGCAAAUGCAGACUCCCAGACAGACGCUGCACACAUCACAGUGCACUUGUUUCUCCCUCACCAGCAGUCUUUUGCCAAUGAUGCACUUGUAUAUUGUGCUUUUUUUUUUUUUUUUUUUUUUUUUUUUAAUGUCUAUAUGAAUGCGCCAUGUGCAUUUUUCAAGUCCAAAUCUUUCAACCGAUGCACAUAAUUGCUCAGCUCAGUUGUACCUUGGUGUGCCUACAACCCACAGCCUUAUUUGGGGACAAUAUCAGGGCUUUUCACGCACGACGAUCUUUCUUUGUAGUGCUGAUGAUGAUGCUGUCGUAGCGCUUCAUAGCUACACUUUUGUUCGGGGAGGGGUUGUUUCACCAAUUUACGUAGUUGUCGUUUUCAACAGUAUCCUGCUCAUGGGAAUCUUAUUUAUCAUACAGCCUAAAUCAGUUUUAUGAAAAUCGAGACAUCUCUCUUGAUUUGUAUAUUUUUCUCAAUUUCACUUCAUGACAAAACAAAAACAAAAAUGUCCAAGUUUAUGUAAUAAGCUCAGCAGACUGUGAUCUUUCAUCGUUUUAAUAUACAAGCGGUACAGUUGUAAUGGAGUCGCCUCCCAAGAGAAGUACCACCAUGCAGUAAAACCUGCCAGACCUCAUUGCGUUGUCUUUUUUUUUUUCUUCCUGUUUCAUCAUUACACAGUUGCCAUGCCAUCAUUGUAGAUGGCUCCAUGACUACAAAGCCCUCUGUGUUAGCAAGUAAUUUUAUACAUACAGGAACUCAACUGCUCUGGCCAUGUCGCUGUGUUUCCUUUUCUUCUUCUUUUUUUUUUUUUUGUGUGCUGUUCUCCCUGCAUUUGAUCCAUUGUACUUCGAUUACAUGCAUUGUAUCUAGUUAAAAAAACAACAACAACAACAACUGAUUAUGCUUGGAGCAAAUCACAAAUAAAGCAGCUGUACAUAAUGAUGCAAAACUA
Messenger RNA from Phyllopteryx taeniolatus (common seadragon), 11596 nucleotides. RefSeq names its product vitamin D3 receptor A. The coding region runs from base 563 to 1825 and encodes 420 amino acids. The transcript has 11 exons. The record is from RefSeq and is a predicted model, not a curated record. Lineage: Eukaryota; Metazoa; Chordata; Actinopteri; Syngnathiformes; Syngnathidae. Gene Ontology annotation, cellular component: nucleus. Gene Ontology annotation, biological process: negative regulation of transcription by RNA polymerase II; cell differentiation; positive regulation of transcription by RNA polymerase II. Gene Ontology annotation, molecular function: nuclear receptor activity; zinc ion binding; vitamin D response element binding.